Pseudopipra pipra is the source of this 4556-nucleotide messenger RNA. RefSeq names its product tetratricopeptide repeat domain 33 (gene TTC33). The record is from RefSeq and is a predicted model, not a curated record. Gene Ontology annotation, molecular function: protein binding. The transcript has 5 exons. NCBI's taxonomy places the organism in Eukaryota, Metazoa, Chordata, Aves, Passeriformes, Pipridae. Bases 278 to 1063 code for a protein of 261 amino acids.
CGGGGAAUAGCCGGCCCGCCGCACUAGUUUCUUUACCCCCGGUAGCCUCAGGGCAGCGGGAUUUCACACGCACUGACACCCCCAGCCGCGGCUGUCCUUCGGCGAACUACAGCUCCCGGCUGUCCCUGGCUGCCGGAGACCUUCCUUCCCUUUCUUUCUCCCUUCUCUUUUCUUCCUGCCGCUGCCGCCCCGCCUUUCCGCUUCCUGCCGCUGGGUCACGGGUGGCGCGGCACUUCCAGCUCGGGGGAAUUGCCCAGUGGGAGCCGCAGUUCUCCAGAUGGCUUCUUUUGGGUGGAAGAGAAAGAUUGGUGAGAAGGUUUCAAGAGCCACUUCUCAGCAAUUUGAAGCAGAAGCUGCGGAUGAAAAGGAUCUGGCUGGCGAUGAUGAUACUAACUGGGUGCAUGCAACCAAGAGAAGAAAGGAAAUUCUCUUAGAAGACUGUGUGAAGAAAAGUAAGGAGCUCAAGGAUGAAGGUGCAGACUUGGCUGAAAAUAGGAGGUACCGAGAGGCUAUUUUCAAGUGGGAUGAAGCACUUCAAUUAACUCCAGAGGAUGCUACACUUUAUGAGAUGAAAUCACAGGUCCUGAUGUCUUUACAUGAAGUGUUCCCAGCAGUGCAUGCAGCAGAAAUGGCUGUCCAGAGAAACCCACGUUCCUGGGAUGCCUGGCAGACUUUGGGACGUGCCCAGCUUGGAUUAGGAGAGAUAGCACUGGCAAUCCGAAGUUUCCAGGUAUCCUUACACAUCUUUCCAAUGAACCCCGAAGUAUGGAAAGAGGACCUUUCCUGGGCCAGAAAACUACAUGAACAGCAGAAGGCAACAAAGACUGAAUCAGUGCAAGCACUAGUGAAAGAAAAGGAGCUUGCACAAGAACCAAUCCCUGACUAUGACUUUGAAAGUGAUGAAAUUGUGGCAGUAUGUGCUGCCAUCGCAGAGAAGGAGAAAGCUCUUUCAGCAGCUAAAUCGGUAGUGAUUGUGUCUGCUUCAGGUACAGUAGAGACUGUUACUGAGAAGGACAAUUGUCCCACAACUCCUGAUGAAACCCUCUUCAUCAGAGCCCGAUAGGACAGCCUCAUGGGUUGCCAUCCUGUUUUAAGAACUAGUGUUAUUUAUUGUGUUUAUCUUGCUUUGUGUUUGUUUGUUUGUUUUCUUUUAGUGGUAGGAGAACCUACAAAAGUUAAAGAAUAGAAGUUAGUUUUCUUUUGUAAAUUAAAGAAUCAAUGACCCGAGUUGUUGCUCCACCCAUGUUUUUAUAGAAGAAAGCCAAGAGCUGAUUGUGAAAAGCUUAUGAACAAAUGUAAUCUUAAAAUGCUUAACUGUGUUCUAACAGCUGCUUUCAUCUUGAUGUAUUUCAUAAUUUUACAAGUGAAUGUCUACAUUUUUCCAGUAAUUCGGAAGCUUUUAUUUAAACUGUAAAAGUGUCAUGGUUUAUCCCCAGCUGGCAGCUCAGCCCCAUGCAGCCACUCACUCCCUCCCCCCAGUGGAAUGGGAAAGAGUGAAAGGGUAAAAGCUUGUGGGCUGACACACAGUUUAAUAGGGAAAGCCUAAGCUGCCCAUAAAAGCAAAGCAAAACAAGGGAUUCUUCCACUGCUUCCCAAGGGCAGGCAACUGCUCAGCCAUCCCCAGGAAAGCAGGGCUCCAUCAUGUGUAACAAACAUUGGGAAGACAAACACCAUCACUCUGAAUGUCCUCCAUUUGGGAUGGAAUAUCUCUGGAGUUAGUUGGGGUCAGCUGUUCUGGCUGUGUCCCCUCCCAACUUCUUGUGCACCCCCGGCAUCCUUGCUGGUCGAGUGGGUUGAGCAGGAAGAGAUGUUGACACUGUGUGAGCACUGAUAAAGGCCCUAUGUUAGCAACACUGUUUCCAGCACAAAUCCAAAACACAGCUCCAUACUAGCCACUGUGAAGAAAAUUAACUCCAUCACAGCCAAAACAUGCACAAAAAGAAAAAGGAAUUUUUAAAAAUUAUUUCAAUAAUUAUUAAUUAACAUUAUUUAUCUUCCACUCUAAGUUUGAACUGUUUUCUGUUAUCAGCAGUCUUUUUUCGCAUUAAGAUUACUUUUUCUUUGAGAUAGUUUCCUAUGAAGCAGAGAUGGAUUAUUAUUUUGCAUGUACGUGUAUGUGUGACAGAUUUGGUUUCUGAUUUGUAGUCUUAUGAAAUCAAGUAGCAACCUCUAUGUUGCUUUCAUAGGUGAAUGGGUUAAACACUGAUUAGAUGAAAGGAAAUGCUAUAGCAAACAAGCCCCUGAAUGCAUACUUAUACUAAAUGUUUCACCAGAAGAAAGAACAUUCAUUUUGAGACUGAAACUGGCCUUCCCUUAUCUUAAGUGCUGUGCUGCAGACAUCACCGAAAGUAAAAUGGUGGGAGUAGGAAGUAGGUAUGGCUGAGGCGUAUUGUGUUCAGCCUUUUCUUUCCUAGUGAGGUUAAUCUGAUAAAGGGAGUAAAUUUGUUUUUCCUAAUUCCUAUGACCUGCCACUAAAAGUAUGUUCUUAGUGAACCAGUUUUUCAGGACAGCAUUACUUUUCAUCCUUUUUGGAUUUUGGAUGCUGUGGUGGGCAUUCACAUGGUGUUAACGUAGAAACAUACUGUAGGAGACUUUUUCAAUGUUGAUCUUUCUUUAGGGGAAGGUGGCAAUUGGUUCCUCACACAGGCAGUUCAGAGAAAGUAAGUCAGGCUGUUGCUUUGAUGUGCUCUGUGCUGAGAUUACUCUCAUUUCAUUGUCUUGGAGACAUGGCAGAGAUGGUUGCCUCCUAACUGUAGUGGAAAAAAUGGUCAACUGGGGGAUUCCUGAAUAAUUCAGGAUUGGGAACAUGUCAUUUUUACUUGAUUAAGAUAACAUUUUGUUUGAUGACAUUUGAAAAAUAGUUUUGUAGAUGAGUGAAACCUUUUGAAAUCUUUGCCUUUUUCAAGUCUGGUUUCUAAUUUUAAAAUAACAUGUUUUAAAAGAAAAUAAUGUUGCUUUAGAAGCACAGUAGUUUUUGCAAUAGAAAAUGUAUUGCAGAAAAAUUAAAUCAUACCUUAUAGUAUAUCUGAUAUCAGAAUAUUUUUAUUUAAGAGGGCACUUACAGUCUUUGCAAAAAUUAAUUAUCCCUUUCAAAAACUUAAUUGCCAUAUAUUGUACUUACUAAGUUUUCAUUAAUUUUUGCAAGAUUCUUCCUGAAUAAUAUGUUUUCUUGUAUGUGUGAAUUUUUAGAUCUGUGCUUGUGGCAGUCAUCAAGGAAAGGAAGACGCAACAGCCAGGGGGUUCGCACAGAGUGGUAGCUCAAAGCUAUCACAACUUUAUUCUGGGGCGCUAGCUCUAUUUAUAGAGUCACGUGGGAAGAUUCUAGAAAUUGGGGAGGAGCAUAGGACAGGCAGGAACAACAACCAGUUACGAGAGGAAGGAGGGACCAGAGGAUUAGUGGGGGCCAAUGAGGAGAGUAUCUGCAAUGCAGCAACUCACAACCAAUCAAAAAAUAAGGGAUAAACGUGAGGGGAAAAUUACAAUACCAUUUGGUAUAAACUGUGGUGUAAUAAAUAUUUAACUUGUAUUAACAACUUGAAUCAGUCUCUGUUAAGUCAACAGUCUCUGUCUUCACAAAUCCAUGCUGGGUAUCUUCAAAACAUGUCCUCCUCGGCUGCUGCCUCAGCCAUAACCUCCUGCAUCUGCUUCUUCCAUUUCAUAAAUUUGUCUCUCUCUUCAUCCAUGCCCUCCGCAUGUGCUUGCACAAGCACAGACAAAGUUACACUUCUUAAUAUCUUCCAAGUAUUCAAAAUAAUUACAAUUACAUUGACUAAAAUUUUUUAAGAAAUGUAAAACAUCAUCCUACAUUUUUAUUUGCUCAUUCAACAGAAAUAGAUUUUAAAUGCUUAUGGAGUAGGCAUUUGAUUAAGAUAUGGUUUGACAGUUUAAAUUGUUACAGGUGAAGGAUUUUUUAAUCUUAUUUCUUCUAUCAACCUAAAUUAUACAAUCUAGUCAGUCAUGAGAAGAGUUAGCAUGAGAAGGAUUUGGACAGAUUUCUUUGAAGACAAGAUGUUCUCCAGCUAGAAAAAAAUCUGUGAGAUACUCUAGGCCAUGUUUUCAUUUUGAAGGAGCUUAGCUAUAUCCACCACAUCUUUUCUUUCUCUGCGCUUUAAACUUGCGUCAGUGUUCUGUAUUUACUCAUAAAGGAAGGAGUUUCCCUCCUCUCAGAGGCUCGUGUUAUCACAGAAUCUGUUUCCACUGAAAUGAUCCACAAAGUUCCUAUUGACUUCAGCACUGCAGGGCCAAACUAAUAAAGGACUGUGCAUCUACACCAUCAGGCAGAACGGCUGCACCAGGUUCCAGGGGUGGUUCUUUCCAUCUGCACCAAAGUGUGUUUUCCUUCUGAUAAGAUUAGGUUAUGAAUUCUAGGUAUUGUCAGAAUUGGGGUAUUCUGUGGAGCACUGCAGAGCAGAUAAGUUCUCAUGGCACUGUUAUUCUCAAACUGGGAAGAAGUUCAAAAAUCGAUGAUUUCAACAUUGUUUUUUGUACAGUAUGCUAUGUUUUGCAUGUAUGGAACUUUCUGGAUCUGUUUGACUAAAAUACUGACUUCUCUGCUA